AUGCCACGUCCGUGUGAGCCCAUCUCCAAACUUGCUGGCUUCGUGAAGGUUGCAACUCAGGAGGUGAAGAAAACUACUCGUGCUCAAAAGAGAGUUGCUGCACCAUCCAUUUUGAGCUACCGACCAAAAAAACUUCGACAAGUGAAGAAGGACACCAAGAAGAAGCAGCCAGGAGCACGGCAGCAGGUGGAAUACUACUUCUCGGAAGGAAAUCUGGUGGGUGAUGCCUUCCUGCGGUCCCUCAUGGAUUCUGAUGGUUGGGUGAGCCUUGAGAAAAUCAUGACAUUUCCGCGGAUGAAGAAGCAGAAGCUGCAGAAGCUUUCCCUCCCAGAGGUGGCUCAGUUGUUGCUGGAGUCGGACUCAGCAGGGACCGCCGUCAGCUUUGCAGGUGGUUUCGAGAUGACAGCCUGCUGGACCAUGUUCAAGAAGCGAGAACGACCCAAGGCCACCCGUGCCAGAGAGGGAGCGGAGGGUGACGAGGAUACACCCACUGUGGCAGCUGGCGAUUUGGCAGCCAAGAGGUCGCGCCGAAGUACGAAUUCUUCGACUACCAACAAUGAAGGCGGCAACAUUGCAGCCUCGACACGGAAAGAGCCAAUGUCUGAAGCAGCCCGAUUUGCUGAUCGGCAACAAGACGCUGUUUUUUCGGGUUUCAAGGCAAGUGGCUCCACAGAGAAUACGCCAUCAUCUGAUGCAGUUCGACGGCUCGAGGUGGACACUGACGUGAGUCAAGAUCACAGGGCUAUCCUGGAACGAAACGAAGAAAUAAACAAGGGCCUGAAGGACGGAACUCUGGAGAAAGGCGUGUACAGAGGCCUCGGUGGCUAUCAGCGGUAUGCCAACAGAAGUGAACAUGCCAUUGCCAACUCCAAGUACACAGGUUUGCUAGGACCGCUUCGAAGCAGUUUGAGCAAUGUGCGAAGCACCCUGCGCAUUGAGUACAUUGGCACCACUGGUGAAGGCGGAAUUUGCAAGGACUACAAAGAAACAGGCUAUUGCGGUUUCGGGGAUUCCUGCAAAUUUGCACACGACAGGUCAGACUACAAACCCAGUUACAUUCUGGAGCAGGAGUGGGAAGCCAAGCAGAAGGCAAUAGAAGCAAAGCGAAGAAAGAGAUGGGAGAGAAAGAUGGAAAGGCGAAGAAAAGCUGAAGAAGAGGGGCGACCACUUGAUGACGACGACGAUUCCACGGUCAGUACAGAUGAGAGUGACGAUGAAGAGUUGCCAACGGAGUGCUAUGAGUGCGGGGAAGCCUGGCAGCGCUGCAAGAGCAUUGCAGUGCAGACUACUUGUGGCCACUAUUUUUGUGAGGAGUGUGCCAUGGCAGCCUUCUCAAAGUCGCAGAAGUGUGCCAGGUGUGGAGCAAACACAAAUGGCAUCUUCAAUUCAGCUGAAACUUUGCAGGAAAAGCUCAAGGCCAAAAAAGAGCGGCGAGCAGAGCGAAAGAGGAUGAAGGCGACCAAGCGAAGAGAGGUUGAGGUGGCUCGCGAUCUCCGUCAUGUGCGCCAACGUGAUGCCCGGUUGCGCACAUUGUUUUCUUGGCAGCCUUGGACGGAGGCUCAAGCGGAAGAGUGGGAGCAACAGGGAAAAAAACUGAAGGCGGAUCGAUUGCAUUGGGCUUUGAAGAGAAAGGUGCAAAAGAAGAUGCUCCAUCUGGCUCCAGCGACUCAAGCAGCCAGCACAGCUCAAGCUGCUCCUUUUGACUCUCCAAUCCAGGUUCCAGUCUUUCCAAAGCAGCUCUUCUGCGCUUCGGCCAUGCCAUCGGUGCUGAAGGCCGCUCCAAUUGGCAGCUUUUGCAAGAGUUCUCUGAGCACGGCUUUCAAACAUCGUCAGUUUCUGGCACCAGGCCUGCAGUGCAAGUCUCUUGCAGUGCCGUUGCCCAAACUCCCCGGUGCUUGGUCAGAAGCUCCUCCACCUACUGUCUCAGACUUUGGCACAGUGGAGCAGAUGAAAGGUGCUUGGUCAAAAGCUCCUCCACCAAAAGUUCCUCCAUCUACUGUCUCAGACUUUGGCACAGUGGAGCAGAUGAAAGGUGCUUGGUCAGAAGCUCCUCCACCACAAGCUCCGCCAUCUACUGUCUCAGACUUUGGCUCAGCAGCGGAGCAGAUGAAAGGUGCUUGGUCAAAAGCUCCUCCACCUACUGUCUCAGACUUUGGCACAGUGGAGCAGAUGAAAGGUGCUUGGUCAAAAGCUCCUCCACCAAAAGCUCCGCCAUCUACUGUCUCAGACUUUGACUCAGCAGCGGAGCAGAUGAAAGGUGCUUGGUCAAAAGCUCCUCCACCAAAAGUUCCUCCAUCUACUGUCUCAGACUUUGGCACAGAGGAGCAGAUGAAAGAAGGUGCUUGGUCAGAAGCUCCUCCACCACCAGCUCAUCCUCCAUCUACUGUCUCAGACUUUGGCACAGUAGAGCAGAUGAAAGAAGGUGCUUGGUCAGAAGCUCCUCCACCACCAGCUAGUCCUCUAUCUACUGUCUCAGACUUUGGCACAGUAGAGCAGAUGAAAGAAGGUGCUUGGUCAGAAGCUCCUCCACCACAUGCUCCGCCAUCUACUGCCUCAGACUUUGGCUCAGUAGCGGAGCAGAUGAAAGGUGCUUGGUCAGAAUCUCCUCCACGUACUGUCUCAGACUUUGGCACAGUAGAGCGGAUGAAAGGUGCUUGGUCAAAAGCUCCUCCACCAAAAGCUCCUCCAUCUACUACUGUCUCAGACUUUGGCACAGCGGAGCAGAUGAAAGAAGGUGCUUGGUCAGAAGCUCCUCACCCUACUGUCUCAGACAUUGGCAGAGCGGAGCAGAUGAAGGAUGUGCAAAGGCCUUCUGAAAAUGAUCAGAGGCUGUGAUGCUUCUUUGCAUCAAAGGCUUUAUAGCAGACGUUGGCGAAUUAUCGCUGGGUCAGGAGACGAAUGUGCUUUGAUUCGUCUGAGGGGGUCCAUGGAAUCCUGUCACAGAGCGCUUUUAUUUUUUUUGUUUUGUUGAUACUGCGUGCCCUCUGGGCCUUUCUGCUUUUGAGAUGUGAUUGACAGGAAUGGUCCUACCCCCAGGGGACCAACAAAAAAGAAGACCAGCGUAUGCCGCUGGUGCGUUCCAUUAUGAAGUGAUUUCAAAAUCACUCAGCCGUCACUUGGGUGAGAAUUUCCAAGUUGAUGACAUCCUCGGGGCUUAGUUUGCUCUGACUUUUCAGAGCAGAAUUCGAUUCAAAUUCGUGGGUAGUGCCAUCGUCCAGUCAGCCUCAACAUGCUUUGCUGAGAACUUAUGA
Messenger RNA from Cladocopium goreaui, 3251 nucleotides. The record is from the annotation of a GenBank genome assembly. Lineage: Eukaryota; Dinophyceae; Suessiales; Symbiodiniaceae.